CGGCGGGGACAGCGGCGGGCGGUGAGCGGCCCCGGCCCCCGGGAAGCCACGGAACCCGGUACCCCCCCAUCGUGUCCCCCCGAGACCCCUCAUCGAGCCUCAUCGAGCCCCCCGUCGUGUCCCGCAAUGCUGCUGACAUUGCCCCGCCCCCCCCCCACGGCGACAUCCCUGUCCUCCUUCACCGCCACCGCAAACAUCCCUCCCAGCACCCUCCCGCCUCCCGGGGACCCCCGCACCCCUCCCGGAACCCCCAACCUGCCCCUUGGGACCCCCAUCAUCGCACCUUGGAACCUCAUCACCGCCGUGAGGACCCCCACCAACUCCCGUCGGGAAUCCCACCAUCCUUCCCCCGGUUCCCCAUUACCCCCGCUCGGUACCCGCAGUUUUCCCCCUCAGGACCCCCAUCACCUCCCCGGGGAUCCCCCUACUCCCCAGGGACUCCCCCACGCUUCGAGAAGUGACCCCAGAACUAGUUUGGGACGCCCCCCCUCCCCAGUCCCUCGGGCCCCCCGGGCCGUCCCGGCCGUCCCGGUGUCCCCGCUGUCCCGGUGUCACUCCUGCAAUGAGCCGCCCGCUCUCAGUCGGCUCCGUUGGCGGAGCGCCCAGACCUGGGAGGCUGAGGAGGGGUCCCCCCCUUACCGCCCCCUCCCCCCUUCGCAGGCCGCCCCCCUUUUCCGCCUCCUUCUGCCGGGGGCCCCCGGCGGAGCCCCCCGAGCCCGGCCGGGCGGGACGGCGGCUCUGGGCGCGCUGCUGCGCUGCUUCCCCUGCGAGCGGCUGUGCGGGGGCUGCGGGGUGCCCCCCGGGGCGCUGCCCCCGGCCAUGCCGCCCCCGGGCCGCCGCCGCCUGCCGCCCGCCGCCCGCCUGCCGCCGCGCACCUUCCGCAGUUACCUACCGCGCUCUCACCGCACCUACAGCUGCGUGCACUGCCGGGCGCACCUGGCCCGCCACGAGGAGCUCAUCUCCAAGGUGCCACCGCCACCCCCGGGCUGGGUGGGCACCGUCCCUCGUCUGCUGCGACAGCGGGAGUCCCCCUCGCCGCGUCCCCGGGGGGGUCCUAGGACAGCGGGUGUCCCUUCGCCGUGUCCCCAGAGCGCUGAGUUUCUCCCCACGGUGCCCCAAGUGUCCCCCUGUGGUGUCCUCAGGGUGGUGAGUGCUCCCCCUGUGGUGUCCCGAGAAGAGGACGUUCCCACGGUGGCCAGUAUUGCCCCAAGGCAGGAAGCAUCAUACCCGCCAUGGCGCGGUGUCCUGGCGGUGGCAGGUGACCCGUAUGGUGCGCCCACGGAGGUGACCGUCCUCCCCUCAGUGUCCCCGAGUUGGCAGGUGUCACCCUGCGGUGUCCCCAGGCCGGUGGCAGUGCAGCGGGAUGGGAGCAGGACGUGGAGGGAGGGCUGCCGGGGACGUGGGGCCCCACCGGUGACACUCGCCGUGUCCCCACAGUCCUUCCAGGGCAGCCACGGCCGUGCCUACCUGUUCAACUCCGUGGUGAACGUGGGCUGCGGCCCGGCUGAGCAGCGCCUUCUGCUGACGGGGCUGCACUCGGUGGCCGACAUCUUCUGCCAGAGCUGCAAUACCACCCUGGGCUGGAAAUACGAGCAGGCGUUCGAGAGCAGCCAGAAGUACAAGGAGGGAAAGUUCAUCAUCGAGAUGUCGCACAUGGUGAAGGAGAACGGCUGGGACUGAGGCAGGGGCGCAGCUGGGACUGGGGGGCACCUGGGGCAGCACUGGGUGACCCCCUCCUUGGCACCUUCCCUGCGCCCCCCGGUGCCCCCCGGGUGGCACCAGCCGGGGGGUCGCGGGGCUUUUCUAGGACAAUAAAGGCUCUUUUUUUUUUUUUUUUAGGAAGGUGCUUGUUGUCACCUGCCCCCUGCCCUGCCACCACCCUGGCUCACCCUGGCACAGAGCGGGGGCCCCUGGUGGCCCCAGCCUGUCCCUUCCCCUCCUCACACGCAGGAGGCAGGAGGUGUUUGGUGCAUUUAUUGGGACCCCGAGCUGGCGGGGAAACUGAGGCACGGGAGGAGCAGGGACCCCUGGUGCCCUGGGGAGUGUGAAGGAGAGGGGGGGAGAGGGAGAGGGAGGGGAGAGGGAGAGGAAGGGAUGAAGGAAGGGAGGAAGGACAAGGGAAGGAAGGAUGGGAGGAGAGGAGAGAGGAAAGGGGUAAAGGAGAGAAGGAAGGAGGGAAGCAGGGAGAGGAGGAGG
This is a messenger RNA of Serinus canaria (Common canary), 2196 nucleotides long. It is a transcript of the gene YPEL4, whose product is annotated as yippee like 4. The transcript has 3 exons. Lineage: Eukaryota; Metazoa; Chordata; Aves; Passeriformes; Fringillidae. The coding region runs from base 127 to 1680 and encodes 517 amino acids. The record is from RefSeq and is a predicted model, not a curated record.